Cuculus canorus (common cuckoo) is the source of this 841-nucleotide messenger RNA. It is a transcript of the gene TMEM147, whose product is annotated as transmembrane protein 147. The record is from RefSeq and is a predicted model, not a curated record. The transcript has 7 exons. NCBI's taxonomy places the organism in Eukaryota, Metazoa, Chordata, Aves, Cuculiformes, Cuculidae. Bases 65 to 742 code for a protein of 225 amino acids.
AAACCCCCUCCGCGCUCCCGAAAUCGCCGUUUUUUGACCCAAAUCCCGGUGCCCCCCCCCCGCCAUGACGCUCUUUCACUUCGGGAAUUGCUUCGCUCUCGCUUAUUUCCCCUAUUUCAUCACCUACAAAUGCAGCGGCCUGUCGGAGUACAGCGCCUUCUGGCGCUGCGUUCAGGCGGGAGCCACCUACGUACUGGUGCAACUGGGAAAGAUGCUGUUUUUGGCCACUUUCUUCCCGAUGUGGGAGGGGCCAUCGGGGGGGUACGACCUCGUGGGGGAGUUCCUGCGGGCGACGGUGGACGUGGCGGAUCUGGGGGGGCUCCAGUUGGCCCUCGGCCGCGGGGGGGGACGCGGGGAGCUGCGCAUCCUCGUGGCCGCGCUCGGCUGGGCCAGCGCCGAGCUGCUCACCUCCAGGUGUGUGCCGCUCUGGGUCGGCGCUCGCGGCGUUGAGUUCGAUUGGAGACACCUCCAGAUGGGACUGGAGUCCAACAUCAGCCUGGUUCGUCACUUGGCGUCAGCGUCACUGCUUUGGGCCUCGGGGCGCCACGACCUCCCCCCCCGCCUGCGGCUACCGCUGGGGGGGCUCUUGGCUACCAGCGCCUACGAGGGCUUCCUCACCGGGUGGGCGGGGCAAGCGCUGGGCCUGGGGCCGUGGGGGGCACUGGGGCUGAGGGCCUUGGGGGCCGUUGCAUUGGGUUUGGGGGCCCUCCGCCUUCUCGCCCCAUUGCUGCCCCCCCCGUGACCCCCAGAACCCCCAAACCCCCCCACGUCCGACAGAGGGGACCCCCCCCAAGGCAUUGGAACCCCACUUGGAGCGAAGGGACCCCCCAGAAAGAAAUGG